AUGAGGCACCGAGAGCUAGAGUUUUCUAUUGGUGACAAGGUGUUCUUGAAAUUAUCGCUGAUGAAGGGAGUUAUGGAGUUUGGUAAAAAGGGAAAGGUUAGCCCUUGUUUCAUUGGCCCUUAUGAGAUUGUUAGGAAAAUUGGGAUGGUAGCUUAUGAAUUGAAGUUACUAUCCGAUAUGGCCAUGGUGCAUCUUGUGUUUCACAUUUCGAUGUUGAGGUUGCACAAACCUGAUCCUUCUUAUGUGUUGAACCAUGAAGAGAUUGAUAUUAAUGAAGUGCUAUCUUAUGAUAAGAAACCGGUUCAGAUUCUAGAUCGUCAAGUUAGAAGGUUGAGGACAAAAGAUAUAGCUUCAGUUAAAAUGUUAUGGUGGAACCAUGACACAGAAGAAGAAACUUGGGGAGUAGAGGGGGACAUGAAGAAAAGAUAUCCUCACUUAUUCCUUAUGGCAGGUUAUCUCCUCUCAUUCGAGGAUGAAUGA
This is a messenger RNA of Lycium ferocissimum, 480 nucleotides long. RefSeq lists its product as uncharacterized. NCBI's taxonomy places the organism in Eukaryota, Viridiplantae, Streptophyta, Magnoliopsida, Solanales, Solanaceae. The coding region runs from base 1 to 480 and encodes 159 amino acids. The record is from RefSeq and is a predicted model, not a curated record. The transcript has 2 exons.